AUGGAAAAAUCCGUGGGAGGACGACUGAGAUAAAGAGCUGUGAAGCUGGGCUGCACAUCUGUAUAUAAGGCUGCCACACACUCCUCUGCUAUGUGUAGAUUCGCAGGCACAGAAAACAAACAUGAAGUACUUCAUUCUCCUUGCCCUGUUUGCUGCAGCAUAUGCUGCUCCCAUUGAGGAUGACAAGAUCAUUGGAGGCUAUGAGUGCGCAAAGAACUCUGUGCCCUACAUGGUUUCUCUGAACAUUGGCUAUCACUUCUGUGGAGGCUCCCUGAUCUCCAGCACCUGGGCCGUGUCUGCUGCUCACUGCUACCAGUCAAGCAUCCAGUUGCGCCUUGGUGAGCACAACAUUGCUGUCAAUGAGGGCACUGAGCAGUUCAUCAGCUCUUCCAGGGUCAUCCGUCACCAAAGCUACAACAGCUACACCCUGGAUAACGACAUCAUGCUGAUCAAGCUGAGCCAGCCCGCCACCCUGAACAGCUACGUCAAGACUGUGUCCCUGCCCUCUGGCUGUGCCGGUGCCGGCACCUCCUGUCUGAUCUCUGGAUGGGGCAACACCAGCACCAGUGGAAGCAACUACCCUGACCGUCUGAUGUGCCUGAAUGCCCCCAUCCUGAGUGACACAGACUGCAGGAACUCCUACCCUGGAGAGAUCACCAACAACAUGUUCUGUGCUGGAUUCCUUGAGGGAGGCAAGGACUCCUGCCAGGGUGACUCCGGUGGCCCCGUCGUGUGCAAUGGCCAGCUGCAGGGUAUUGUGUCCUGGGGUUACGGCUGUGCUCAGAGGAACAGGCCUGGAGUCUACACCAAGGUCUGCAACUACAACAGCUGGAUCAGCAACACCAUGGCUAACAACUAAAUGAAACUACAGUUUUCUAACUAAAGUUUCCUGUAUAAUUAACAAUGACAUCUGAUUCAAAUAAAUAAAUACUCAACAUCA
Oreochromis aureus is the source of this 940-nucleotide messenger RNA. It is a transcript of the gene prss1, whose product is annotated as serine protease 1. NCBI's taxonomy places the organism in Eukaryota, Metazoa, Chordata, Actinopteri, Cichliformes, Cichlidae. The record is from RefSeq and is a predicted model, not a curated record. Gene Ontology annotation, molecular function: serine-type endopeptidase activity. The transcript is spliced from 5 exons. Gene Ontology annotation, biological process: proteolysis. The coding region runs from base 122 to 859 and encodes 245 amino acids.